AUGACAAAUAUGUUGGAAAACAAUCUGGGCUCGGUGAAGGUCGAAGACCAGUUACAAAGAAUCGGCCAACCGGAGCAUCCAUCAUAUCCACAACAGCAGCAAUCGCAGGGGCAACAACAACAGCAACAAUCCCAUCAACCACAACCUGAACAAAUACAAUCUCCCCAGCAGCAGGUCUCUCAAGUGCAGCCCCAGUUUCAACAACAACAACAACAACUGUCCAGCGAUCCCGUGCAUCCGAAUGCAAAGACUAUCUCCACCACCAAUUCGGCAAAUGGCUCCACUACCACCAAGACGAAUAUAUCGUCACCGGUUUGCAGAAAUUGUAAGACUCAAACUACUCCUCUUUGGAGACGUGACGAGACCGGUCAGGUGCUCUGCAAUGCUUGUGGCCUCUUUCUGAAACUUCACGGAAGACCAAGACCCAUUUCGCUGAAGACUGAUGUGAUCAAAUCAAGAAACAGAGUCAAGCACAAUUCUGGAAAUGCCCAAGGUGGAAAGUCCAAUCCUAAUACCCCCGAGUUGAAGGCUAAGGAGCCCAGUGGGGCUGGAAUGAACAUCAACGGUAACUUGAGUGUGGGCAAUGUCAGUGCGAACGGUGCUGGUAACAUUUCUAUCGCUGGAAACCAAUUGGGCCAGCAGAACCAGCUAGAUCGUCAAAACCCAUUGGUCAGUUAUAACAUGAAGGGAGCCAAGUUUUCUCCAAAGCAGUAUAAGCCGAACUCGGCCAAGGGCAAGAACUCGCCAAAUCUGACAUCUCAUGAUGGUUCCAACAAGGGCACUGUUUCUUCGCCAGGCUUGCUGCCCCUACUCCCCAGAGGUCAGCAGCAGCCCCAACAACAGCAUUCACAGCCACAAACAUCUCAAUCGCAGGCGAACACUCCCAACAGCCCUUUCGGUUACCAUCAGGGCUACCAACACGGACAGCUUCAUCUAUACCCGUCCAAGUUCCAGCAUCAACACCUGGUGCAGCCGUUGCACUAUCCUUCGUCUACACCCGCGCAAUUUGCACCCAAUCUGCAGAACGUGACCUCUCCUUUGCUGCUUUCCACCACGGCACCAAAGUUCCACCCUUCUCAAUCAAGUGAACGUGCCAGUUUGAACGGUAAUAAGCAGAAGGACAUGAACAAUGGGCCUAUGGCUUUGGUGAAUGCUGCUGGUGCUCUUGAGACAAUGUCCCAGGAGUCCUUGGACCAUGAUAGGAAGAUCCCUAACAUCAAGUUGGACAAUGACAAGCCUUCUGUGCCCCACUUCAACAACCUGAUGAAUGGCAACCACGAAGAUGUGAAAAACUACUCGUCGCCAUCGACUGAACUCAAUGGCAACUCGCCAGGUACCAAUGGCAAUCACGAUAACUCCACCAAGCUGCCUGCCUUGGUGGCUGCUGCUACAAAUUCUUCACCACCUCAGCAACAGCUUCACCAUAUGACUCCUUCGAAUGCCACAGUGACUUCUCCUAGCUUCGGACCUCAAUUUUCACUUUCUCAUCAACAGAAUCCUCGAGGAUCCCCAGGAAUGCAGCAGCAACACGACAAUGGCCAUUAUGCUUCUCCAUCUCCUUUACCAUCUCUAAAGCCUUUGCUCAGUGACGUUCAGCAACAGCAGCAGCACUCAAUCUCCUCUCCGCUUGCUAGACCUUACAAUCAGCCUCCAUCUGUCCAGCAACACAUCCACCAGUUGCAGCAGCCAACCCACUCAAUUUCACCGAUGAUCAUGGCCCAAUCUUCUUCUUCCCAGAAGAGAGAGGAUGGGAACCACGACGACGACCCUGUCUUUUUACGUACCAGAAUCUCUGAAUUGGAACUGGUAAAUGAUCUUUACCGGACUAGAAUAGUUGAGCUUGAAGCCCUGGAAAAUGCUGCCAAGCAGCGUGAGGCUCUGCUAAAGAAGAGACUUGAUGAAUUGAGGGGUCUGCCUAUGGGCAUGAUGGUCCACUCGGACCAGGGAUCACCUGCCAAUGGAAGGGAUCUCAAGAGAAUGAAGUUGGACAAUGGCAACUGA
Kuraishia capsulata CBS 1993 is the source of this 2001-nucleotide messenger RNA. RefSeq lists its product as uncharacterized. The transcript has a single exon. NCBI's taxonomy places the organism in Eukaryota, Fungi, Ascomycota, Pichiomycetes, Pichiales, Pichiaceae. Gene Ontology annotation, biological process: positive regulation of transcription by RNA polymerase II; negative regulation of transcription by RNA polymerase II. The record is from RefSeq and is a predicted model, not a curated record. The coding region runs from base 1 to 2001 and encodes 666 amino acids. Gene Ontology annotation, molecular function: RNA polymerase II cis-regulatory region sequence-specific DNA binding; zinc ion binding; DNA-binding transcription factor activity, RNA polymerase II-specific.